Messenger RNA from Naegleria gruberi, 627 nucleotides. RefSeq lists its product as uncharacterized. The coding region runs from base 1 to 627 and encodes 208 amino acids. The record is from RefSeq and is a predicted model, not a curated record. NCBI's taxonomy places the organism in Eukaryota, Heterolobosea, Eutetramitea, Acrasida, Naegleriidae. The transcript has a single exon.
AUGGAAGAAAAAUUUGAAGCUUUUACCAAGCUAGGUCCUUAUAAUAUUCCAUCAAGAGGUGUUCAACGUUUAUUUGCAAGUGAUAAAAUAUCUAUCACAUCAUAUGAUACUAAAUUAGAGAUUGCAUCCAAUAGAUAUCAACAAGUUAAAGUAGCAUUUACAUUCUUCGAAAAAGAGACACCAAUAUAUACCUCCUAUUCUAUUUAUUCAUCAUCACCAAAAUAUAUUCCAAUAGAUUUCCAUACAAGUAUUGCUGUAAAUGAUAGUAUUCCAAUUUUUAUUCAUGUAAUGUGUGAUUCUGAUACUGAUUGUUUCAUUUCAAAUAUUGUUAUUACUCAUGGAUCAAUUAUUGGAAUAAUAUUUGGUGUAUUGAUUGGAAUUGGAUUAGUUGUAGUAAUUGUUAUUUUAUUAAAAGUACCAUCACUAAUUAGAAGAUUCAAGAAUAGAAACUCUUCUAAUAAUAAUCUACAAUUAAUUCAAGAUGAAAAUUUACAAGUCCAACUCAAAGAAGAAAUUUCACGAGAAAGAAGUGGAAUAAUUUCAAAUGAUGCUAAUGAUCAAAAUACAUUCCAAAGUACCACCUAUAAUCGUAGUCAGGAUGAUGAAUCAUUCUCAUCUCACAUUUAA